AUGGAAACAGCAGUUACGCAUAUAGGAGUAUUGAUUAAUGGAAAAAUUGUAAGAGAAGACACUACAACAAAUCUUUUAGAAAAAUUUAAAACGUCAAGCAUAGAAGAUUUGUUUCUAUCAAUAAUAUUCGCCGAAGAUAAUCUGCAGAAAAAUCCCUCAUUAAACAGAACCAAGAGAUUAUCAAUCAUUAAUAAUUCUAUUUCGCAUCAAUAUACGUCAUUGCUGAGUUCCACGUUCAAUACACAACUUAGUGAAUCCAAAAAACAAGAAAGCGUACUACUGGCACUCAUACUUAAAAACAUUUGGACUUUAACCGGAAUUUAUUCGUAA
This is a messenger RNA of Rhopalosiphum padi (bird cherry-oat aphid), 330 nucleotides long. RefSeq lists its product as uncharacterized. NCBI's taxonomy places the organism in Eukaryota, Metazoa, Arthropoda, Insecta, Hemiptera, Aphididae. The transcript has 4 exons. The coding region runs from base 1 to 330 and encodes 109 amino acids. The record is from RefSeq and is a predicted model, not a curated record.